GUUGCACCGGAAGAGGAACAUCGGCACAAAAUGGCUGUCAAAAUAUACAUCGCCUUCUUUGGGCUGUGCACGCUACAUGUUGCAAGCUCCGGCUUCCUCGGCUCGGCCGUCCAGACCGUAUCGAGCACUGCCCUGACCGACAUCCAAACCGUGAUAGUCAACUUGCAGAAUGUGCUCUCAGGCUCAGGGGAAAAGGCAGAGAAGUUGCUUCAGAAACUGAUGUACAAGAGUUCCAAUCCAGAAGGCAUUCAGGGACUGGUCAAGGAGAUUAACAUGGCCAUCUCCCAAGCUGUUCCGGCGAACGCAACAGCUGACUUGACCCCAUGUUUCGACGCGGGUAAACCGAAUAUUUCGGACAUGGUACACAAAGCAGGAGAGGGGGCGCAGACCUGCUACAGGCAGGCGGACGCGGCGCUGCAACCCUACAGAAACAACAUCGAGCAGACCAUCAAGAAGACCGCCCAUCUCAUGGUCGAAGCAAAGAGCAACCUCACGUCCUGUGUCCUGGCGCUGAGAGGCUUGGCUUCGUGUGCCGCUCAGGUCAACAAGCAGGUGUCUGCCGUCAGCGACAGUUAUGUAGCCGACAGCGACUUCCAGACGGCCGCCGACCAGGUCGCCACACAGUUCCAGGACUGUUCCAUCGCGGUGCAGGACGAAGCCAUCGCCACUGCCGUGUCGGUCAUCCGAGCAGCGCGGCAGUGCGUCCGGGCGAGGACAGCUUAGUGCAGGGGAAGCACCCCGCUCCUUACACGUAGUACUCAUUGUGACUGUGAGAAUAAAGUGAAUGAAACAUAA
Messenger RNA from Cryptotermes secundus, 795 nucleotides. RefSeq lists its product as uncharacterized. The record is from RefSeq and is a predicted model, not a curated record. The transcript is spliced from 3 exons. The coding region runs from base 31 to 723 and encodes 230 amino acids. NCBI's taxonomy places the organism in Eukaryota, Metazoa, Arthropoda, Insecta, Blattodea, Kalotermitidae.